CUUUAAUAGAGUUCAAAACGUGCGUCUGGGAAUCUACGGAGACGAAGGAGCUCGUGUUCAGUCAUUUCAGUUUUCAGUCGAUGACGAAGCUAACGUCGACAUGAAAAACAUAAGGAGGUUUUAGUGACCGUUUUAUUUGGGGAUUAUUUACCCUUUAAUAUAAAAAUGCUGCUCAGUUAGAAUGCUACGGGAGUGGACCGAGCGGUUGGAAUGAGUCUCGUUGCCUUCAGCCUUGUGCUGUUCACGUACUACUCUGUGUGGGUCAUUGUCCUGCCUUUCGUUGACAGUGACCAUGUUCUGCACCAGUAUUUCCUUCCUCAGGAGUUCUCCGUGAUUCUUCCAGCUGUUGCAGCUGUUGUGGCUCUUCUCUGUAUAGGUGCCUUCACGGUAGUUUUAAUGUGGAAAAAUCGCAAGCCAAAGAAAGUGGACUGAUCUCUGGGUGUCGGCUGAAGGAGCGUAGAUGAGAAUUGGCCGCUGUCUCCACGAACAACCGUCACCAGCAUCAGUGUCCUGUUUUAGAUGAAACCCUCCACUCUGCGCGUUCAUAUACGACAGAUUCUCCUUGCAGUUUCUUCUCUUGUUUGUUUAGUAACAUGAGGUUUCUAUUUUUCAGCGUUGUGCGUUUUUUCUACUGUAACAGUGUAACGUGUGUUUUGACGGGUCUAGGGUUCAUACUGGGUUUCUUCUAGGCAGAAACCACUGACAGUCCAGAUGGUUGAAGUGGUUGUUUUAGGUCUUACUCGUAAAAAGCAAUAAGACUACAGAACCCAGAUGCUGUCACACCUGUACAUUUAUACAUAUCAUAAUUUAGAACACCUGUUGUGACGUUAACAGAAACACUUUGAUGUGGAGGAUGAGACGGUGUGUGCAGCACUCAAAGUGAUGAGUCCUAUGGUUCUGAUGAUGUUCUGAUGAUUAUGUUUUGUGUGUGGUACUGAUUUGCAGUGAGGCUGGAAAUGACCAUCCUCCUUUCCAUAUUUGAUAAAAGACAUGCUGGAACCUG
This is a messenger RNA of Betta splendens (Siamese fighting fish), 1003 nucleotides long. RefSeq names its product dolichyl-phosphate mannosyltransferase subunit 2, regulatory (gene dpm2). Lineage: Eukaryota; Metazoa; Chordata; Actinopteri; Anabantiformes; Osphronemidae. Bases 211 to 432 code for a protein of 73 amino acids. Gene Ontology annotation, cellular component: dolichol-phosphate-mannose synthase complex; endoplasmic reticulum membrane. Gene Ontology annotation, biological process: GPI anchor biosynthetic process. The transcript has 4 exons. The record is from RefSeq and is a predicted model, not a curated record. Gene Ontology annotation, molecular function: enzyme regulator activity.